Limulus polyphemus (Atlantic horseshoe crab) is the source of this 928-nucleotide messenger RNA. Its product is annotated as zinc metalloproteinase nas-4-like. Lineage: Eukaryota; Metazoa; Arthropoda; Merostomata; Xiphosura; Limulidae. Gene Ontology annotation, molecular function: zinc ion binding; metalloendopeptidase activity. The transcript has 6 exons. The record is from RefSeq and is a predicted model, not a curated record. The coding region runs from base 74 to 820 and encodes 248 amino acids. Gene Ontology annotation, biological process: proteolysis.
GCUUGCAGUUUUCUUACAAAGUGGGGCAUGGUUUCUGAAUACAGGGUCAUCUUGUUAAAAUAAUCCUAGUAAAAUGAUAUUUGUUGUUUUUUUAUUAAUGGUUGGUUUCACUUUCGCCUCAAAAGUUGAAUCGAAUGAAACCUUUUGGAGCCCAAUGGAGGGUGAUUUGUUUGAAGGAGACAUAAAACUGGUCCCUGGACAGAUAGACUUCGAGCGCAACGCAGUUCUAGAUAGAAGCAGCAGGUGGCCUCAGAACACUAUCUAUUACAAAAUUGACUCAGUUUUUUCAUCUGCACAAAGGGAAGUUAUUCUUCAAGCUAUGGAAGAAUACCACAAACAUACGUGUAUCAAAUUUGUGGAGCGAAGUAAUGAGGAGAAUUAUAUCUUUAUACACUCUAGUGCUGGUUGCUGGUCUCACGUGGGUAAAGUUGGAGGAUCGCAAGAGUUCUCUUUGCAGAUACCAGCUUGCAUCAACAAAGGAAUUAUCAUGCACGAGAUGAUGCACACUAUUGGGUUUUGGCACGAGCAGUCUCGAGCGGACCGUGACCAUUACGUCAACAUUCAUUGGGAUAAUAUCCGUGCACAUCAAAAGCAUAACUUCAACAAGUACACUCUAUUUGAAGUAGAUCACCUAGAAGAAACCUACGACUACAAAUCAAUAAUGCACUAUCACGCCUGGGCUUUUGCUCUGGAUUUUAACAAGCCAACCUUGUCUUCAAAAUCUCCUAGUGUUUCCCUUAAUGAUUUGGGCGUUGCUGUAAGAUUGGAACAGUUCACGGACGGUGAUAAACGGAAAAUAAACAAAUAUUACGAGUGUUGAUUGUGAAAUCAAAUAAACGUUUACAUUCGAAAUCUAGUGUUCCGUGAAUGAUGCUAUAGUUCCUGUGCCUUCAUUUGUUUAUACAUACAAGUACCAUUUUAAAUACUG